This is a messenger RNA of Cladophialophora psammophila CBS 110553, 1200 nucleotides long. RefSeq lists its product as uncharacterized. Gene Ontology annotation, biological process: transmembrane transport. Gene Ontology annotation, molecular function: transmembrane transporter activity. Gene Ontology annotation, cellular component: membrane. Bases 1 to 1200 code for a protein of 399 amino acids. Lineage: Eukaryota; Fungi; Ascomycota; Eurotiomycetes; Chaetothyriales; Herpotrichiellaceae. The transcript has a single exon. The record is from RefSeq and is a predicted model, not a curated record.
AUGGUCGCUGAGCUCUCUGCCCUCCAACAAAUCAUCAACGCCCUCACCGGGCUCAAUGGGCUCCCCGUGGUGAUAGUGGAAUGUGCCGUAACCACAAUCUACACUUCCCUGGGCGGCUUCAAAGUCUCUUUUAUUACGGACAACAUCCAAGGCGCCAUGGUUGUAGGGCUGAUCAUCAUCGGGUGCAUCACUGUCGGCGUGGAAACUCAUAUCCGUCAGGACUUGAUCGACAAGAGUGGAUACCUGAAUGCGAGCUUGUUGGGCUGGCAAUUGGUUUACAUCCUGCCAGUGGCCAUCUUGACGAAUGAUUUCUUCAUUUCGGGAUUUUGGAUGAGGACGUUUGCGGCGAAGACGGAUAAAGAUCUGUGGGUCGGUGUAAGCAUCGCGACCGUGGCGGUCGCCAUCAUCUUGACACUUUGCGGCGUGUCUGGGCUCUUGGCAGGAUGGUCUGGCGCGCUGGGGGAUCCGCCUCAGCAGUCUUCGAUCGCCUUUUUCCUCUUACUGGAACAACUUCCCGCUUGGGUCGUGGGGAUCGUGGUUGUCAUGACGGUCGCUUUGUCCACUGCAGCAUUCGACAGCUUUCAAUCCGCCAUGGUGAGCACCGGGUCUAACGACAUCUUUCGAAACAAGUUGAACCUAUGGGUUCUCCGAGCCACAGUAGUGGUGAUUAUUGUCCCGGUCGUCGUGGUGGCAUUGAAGUCCCCUUCGGUGUUACAGAUUUACUUGAUUUCCGACCUCAUCUCGGCGUCGUCCAUUCCUGUAUUGGUUAUCGGGCUCAGUGAUCGAUGUUACGCCUGGCGCGGGUUUGAAGUCGUAGUCGGUGGAUUGGGUGGUAUAUUCACCGUCUUCCUGUUCGGCCUUGUUUUCUACAAGGGAGACGCCAGCGCUGCAGGAGCUCUCAUGUUGCUGGAACAAGGCCUCUACGCGGAUGAUUGGUCCGCGUUCGGAGCGUUUGUGGCUGCGCCAGUUGGUGGGCUUCUGUGGGCCCUUGGUGCGUUUGGAUUGAGGCUCGCUGUUCAGUGGUGCAUCGCGAAGAUUCAAGGGACAAAGUUCGAUGCGCUGGACAAGCCCGCGGCGCCGACGGCGAGCUUUUACACUGGGAGAGUCAGUCCUGCGCCGGGCGAUUCAGAGGGAGAAGUCUAUGCUGAUGGAGACGGGGUUGUGAGGAGCCAAGUCGAAGUCAAGGGCAAGUUCUUUUGA